Clupea harengus (Atlantic herring) is the source of this 2203-nucleotide messenger RNA. RefSeq names its product LIM domain only 4-like a (gene lmo4la). The record is from RefSeq and is a predicted model, not a curated record. NCBI's taxonomy places the organism in Eukaryota, Metazoa, Chordata, Actinopteri, Clupeiformes, Clupeidae.
CCCCCUGAUUGUAAGUGGUUGGAGGGUCUCUACGACGUCAUGAGAGGAGUGACUUAAAACAUGUUCUCUGCAAGCCAGAACUAUCAGGCAGUCUGCGUUUGCAGCGAGAAGACCACCAGCAUAGACACUCUACUACGAAAACAUAGAUUAGGUAUAUCGAUCUGUAGUAGUGCUGUCUGCCUUAAAGAAACAGAAACUGGUCAAAUUACAGUUUUGGCGGAAAAAAAUGAUGUCCGUAUUUAGAGAAAGGAAAAAGUCACUCUAAUUGCAGUAGUCUAUAUUGCUUUUUUGCUGUGGGAUUACUGAAGAACUUUGAAAAGUUGUGUUUUUUCGCUAGAGGAAAAGCAUUCUUCACUUCAAUUUAGAAGAAGGAAUCCUUCAUAAACACGCGCGCGUCCAGUAGUCUUUUCCACACCUCAGUAACUUCAGAGAAGAAACUCCCUCCAAGCCCCUCCUUCAGGUCUACCAUGGUGAACAGCCGGGUGGAGUCCUCGUCCGUGUCCGUGACCGGGGGCGGCUCAGCGCAGCGCUCGUGCGCCGGCUGCGGCGGCCGCAUCGCCGACCGCUUCCUGCUCUUCUCCAUGGAGCGCUACUGGCACACGCGCUGCCUCAAGUGCUCUUGCUGCCAGGCCCAGCUGGGGGAAAUCGGCACCACCUGCUACAGCAAAGGAGGCAUGAUCCUCUGCCGGAAUGAUUACAUCAGGCUCUUCGGUCACAGCGGAGCAUGUAGUGCGUGCGGGCAGUCCAUCCCUGCCAGCGAGAUGGUCAUGAGGGCACAAGGGAAUGUUUACCACCUCAAGUGCUUCACCUGUGCCACCUGCAGGAACCGCCUCGUUCCAGGCGACCGCUUCCACUACGUCAACGGCACCAUCUUCUGCGAGCACGACCGGCCAGGAGGAGCGCUCCUCAGCUCGCACCUCGCCCCUCUGCAGAGCAACACCCUCCUACCAGACCAGAAGGUGUGCUGAGGCGAGAAAAACAGGAAGUGCCUUUUCCUCAACCUUUCUUCUUCUCUCUCUCUCUCUCUCUCUUUCUCUCUCCCUCUAACCCCUCUCUCUUUCUCUCUCCUUUCUCUCCCUCUAUUUCUCCUCCACUACUCCUUCCAUGGUCUGGUCCAUGCCAUUCCCAAAGCCCCAGCCUCUCCCUGACAGCUCUGCUCUGUCUGUGAGUGUGGAAGAAGCCAUCGUCAGCUCCAUCAGCUUCAAAGUACUCACCCGACAGACGCUUCGAUGACUAGAGAUGAUGAGGAGAACACUAAUGUUGACGUCAGACAGACUGCAAUGACGUAGAAGUGGAUGUCGACCUCACUGACGACGACGUCGUUGGCGGCGAGUGGCUGUUUAUGCUGGGGCUCCGUAGGAAAUGUGUGGUGUCGAAGAAAACGGGCCUCUACGAUGCGAAGGACCCACCUCCCUCUGGACUCUGCCUUGCCAGAGAGCUGACACGGGAAUCUCAAUGUAGAAUGCUGGGAACACACACGGAAUGCAGUGUGGCUGUGUGUCGAGUUCGUUCGGAAGAGGUGAUCUGAGCUGCGACACAGAGUCUGGCUAAUGUGUUGAUGCUGGUGCGUUGCGCAGCACAGAUGAAAUGACUUUAUUCAUGUUGAGGGACACUGGUGCAAGGGGGGGGGGGGAGUUUCCUGUUUGUUCUUGAAAAGGGGUCCUCUGCUCUGCCUAGUCCUUAAAAUGCAUUUGACACGCCCAGAUUGUUGUUUUCCGAAUACGCAGAUGUGCCAUUUUGAAUUCCAAGAUUUCUUUUGGCCUUUCACCUAGAUGUUACCGUUUAAACUUUUAUAUGUUGAGGGUUCUUCUGAGGGUUAUCGUCCUCAAAACACUGAAUCAUUUGAAGAGCGCAUAAUUCAACCUCUUGUGCAGUUCUGCUUAAAGUGCAAGUACGUUCAUUUGCAUUAGAGAAGGUUUUUUUUUUUUUUUUUGUUUCUGUCGUGUAAGUGUAAGUUGAGGAUCACACUGAUUCAAACUGAUCAAAAGAGAACAGCGGGUUUGGGACGAGAGAGAAACAUGUACAUAGUUAUGUAAUAUUGUUCCUUGUGUUCUAUGGCAAGACAUUUGUCAUUGUGUGUGCUCAGUUCUACAGGCAGGGGUACAUUCUAUAUCAAAUAUCUAUAUAGGAAAAAAGUACUUAUUAUUAAAUGACUAUAAUCAUCUCUCCUGUGGUAUUUGUAAUAAAAUAUCAGUAUAUCUGA